This is a messenger RNA of Aspergillus alliaceus, 561 nucleotides long. RefSeq lists its product as uncharacterized. Bases 1 to 561 code for a protein of 186 amino acids. The record is from RefSeq and is a predicted model, not a curated record. Lineage: Eukaryota; Fungi; Ascomycota; Eurotiomycetes; Eurotiales; Aspergillaceae. The transcript has 2 exons.
AUGGCUGCCACCAAGCCAAUCGGGCACUGGACGUCCCAAGGAAAGGCAAAGAAACUACGAGAGUUUGGUCCAGAUUUGCACACAGCCUCGAUGCAGGUUCUGUCGCAAUGCAUGGAGGUUCCAAAAUCCUUGCAGCCUCAGGCUGGGAACACAGCUCUAAUGCACAUUCGAGGCCUUUGCUUCAUGCAGACAUUGAUUGAUACCUUGACCGAUCCCCACGGAGUGCCGGACACCCGCAGCCGGGGUCACCUUCGCUCCACUGAAGCUCAGAGAGUAGGAGAUAAUAAAACACCCACUAGUCCAAUGCGUUCUUUGCGCAGUGUGGAGAUACAGAAGGCGUUGCCAGAACCUGAUGUAGAGCAAUGGGCAAAGUGGCUUGCCACAAAUAUUCCCACCGGUGUUCCACGGUUAUAUGUUCAACUAGAGGCCGCUUUCAGAACCUCAUGCCUCGUUCCUGUAACUGUCGGCAUCGAAAUCUGGACUACGCUUCGUGCGGACGAUAAGGCUCUCAACGUUAUCACGCUUGUUAACUCCAGCAACACGGUCUCUCAUCUGUGCUAA